CGCCACGCCACAGCGAAACUUUCUCUUUGCAAUGCAGCCUAUACCCACCCACUCCUCCGCACCUUGGAAAUCAAUAAGAAGCUGCGUGCAAGUUCCCCUUCCUGUAAAGUCACCAAUCCAUCCCACCAGUUAGGGAAGAGGAGCUUCGGUAGAAACGACGUUCUUGAAGCCGGGAAAGGAGCUACCAAACCGGGGGAGAAAAGAAAGUGGAUAGGAGCAUCGGAUGAUCGAAGCUCUGCUGGCCGCCCUUUGACGACUUAUCCCCCGCUUUGACUGCUGUUGCUGUGAGGCUCAUGUACUGGAAAAAUGAAGUUUUGUCUCCUCUUUCAGAGGGCAACACAAUUUUGUCCACCACGAAACAGGUGAUCUCCAGUGAAGGUCAAAGUGUUGCGGGCAGCAUCGUGGAAUCCAAACACACGCAAAUGUCUCAGUCGGACGCGGAGUCCCAACGGUCGAACAUGGAGCGGGACGACACACGCUCGUCCCCGAGCACGCCGUCCACGCCGUCCGUGUGCUCCCCCACUUCCACCGCCAGCUCCGUGCCCUCCACCGGGAAGAACGUGUGCGCCAGCUGCGGCCUGGAGAUCCUGGACCGAUACCUGCUCAAGGUGAACAAUCUUAUUUGGCACGUGCGCUGCCUGGAAUGUUCGGUGUGCCGGACGUCGUUACGUCAGCACAGUAGCUGCUACAUCAAAAACAAGGAGAUCUUCUGUAAAAUGGAUUAUUUCAGUAGGUUUGGUACGAAGUGCGCUCGCUGUGGCCGUCAGAUCUACGCCAGCGACUGGGUGCGGCGCGCCAGAGGGAACGCGUACCACCUGGCGUGCUUCGCGUGCUACUCGUGCAAGAGGCAGCUGUCCACGGGGGAAGAGUUCGGUCUGGUGGAGGAAAAGGUGCUGUGCAGGAUCCACUAUGACACCAUGGUGGAGAACCUCAAGCGAGCCGCGGAGAGUGGCAACGGUAUCACAUUAGAGGGAGCGGUUCCAACGGAACAAGAGAAUCAGCCCAAGCCAGCCAAAAGGGCACGGACGUCCUUCACUGCUGAGCAGCUGCAGAUCAUGCAGGCCCAGUUCGCCCAGGAUAACAACCCAGAUGCUCAAACGCUACAAAAACUAGCCGACAUGACAGGUCUCAGCAGGCGAGUUAUACAGGUGUGGUUUCAAAACUGCAGAGCAAGACACAAAAAGCACACACCCCAGCACAGCGGGGGCCCCCAGGGCCACCCUCAGUCCAGGAUACCCUCGUCCUUGCCGGAUGAUCUUCACUACUCGCCCUUCGGCAGCCCCGACCGGGCGCGCAUGGUCGCACUACACGGUUACAUCGACAGUCACCCCUUCUCCGUUCUGACCUCCCAGAGUCUCCCCCAUCAGGCCAUGUCGCUUCCCCAGCUGCCCCUCAGCCGCUAGCACUCCGCAACUACUUUGACCUGGGAGGACUCGCUCAAACCUGGCAUCCCAACUCUUGACCUCCAAUCACUGACGCCCUCAGAACAACCGUGAGGUCGAGCGGGUGUCAAUCCAGAGGACAAACAACUCUUGAGUUUUUCUGUGGAUUCCACCUAAAAGUGUAUGGUGGGUUUUUUUGUGUUAGCAUCACAGCAUCAUACAACUGGAAUCAUUCCGAGAGUUGAAGUGACCCAAGAAGAAAGACUGAAGUCUGGUUUGAAUGGGGGAUUUAUCACAGCGGCUUAACGGUAAGGGGAUGUGGUCAGCGAGACAUUGGAAAUCCAGCAAAAUGAGAAUCCCUCACCGUACAUAAUGACUCACGGUCGGCAACAAAACCCUGUUGUGUUGGAAGGCCUCAUUCACAAUUGCAGAUUAUGGCGACGGUUUCAAUGCCUAAAAAUGAAGGACAACCACAAAGCACAAGGUUUGAUGAGUACUUCCUAAAUUUCAGGUUUCCUUAAACAGACUGCAUACUGCUCACUAAUCUUUCUUAACAAAAGAAAUAAAAUAAUGUCGUUGUUUGCUUGGAGUGAAACAGUAUUGGUACAAAAUGGACAAAAAUGAAACAUGCUAGUAAGAUGUGACUUUUUCUGUGUGUGUGUGUGUGUGUGUGUGUGUGUGUGUGUUGGGGAAGGACUUUGCAUCAUGUACUUAAGCGCCACGGCCAUCAUUGUAAAGACGCAGAUCCAACGUGAACCUCAACGUCCUUGUAUUUAUUGAGAUGGAAAAAUCCCUGUAAAGCACUUUUUUCUUUGAAUUUUGUAAAAUGAAAUGGGGAGGAAAAAAAAACAAUGAAAAGAGACACAAAUGUUUAUUUGAUAAGA
Molecule: messenger RNA, 2266 nt
Organism: Corythoichthys intestinalis (scribbled pipefish)
Lineage: Eukaryota; Metazoa; Chordata; Actinopteri; Syngnathiformes; Syngnathidae
Gene: lhx6a
Product: LIM homeobox 6a
Exons: 10
Coding region: 294-1403 (369 amino acids)
Biological process (GO): neuron differentiation; forebrain neuron development; regulation of transcription by RNA polymerase II
Cellular component (GO): nucleus
Molecular function (GO): RNA polymerase II transcription regulatory region sequence-specific DNA binding; DNA-binding transcription factor activity, RNA polymerase II-specific
Source: RefSeq, a predicted model, not a curated record